Messenger RNA from Phaeodactylum tricornutum CCAP 1055/1, 5349 nucleotides. RefSeq lists its product with no specific name. NCBI's taxonomy places the organism in Eukaryota, Bacillariophyta, Bacillariophyceae, Surirellales, Neidiaceae. The record is from RefSeq and is a predicted model, not a curated record. Gene Ontology annotation, molecular function: galactokinase activity; ATP binding. Bases 1 to 5349 code for a protein of 1782 amino acids. Gene Ontology annotation, biological process: galactose metabolic process. The transcript is spliced from 6 exons. Gene Ontology annotation, cellular component: cytosol.
AUGGAAGAAUCCAAGCGAGACACCGAAAUCGCAAGGUCGACGGAACAGCCCACGGAUAUUCAGAAGUCCCUGCCGGUAACGGCAUUGCCCGUCGGAGACAAACAAGUGCUGGAUACCGAAGGCGAAGAAGGACUCAAGAAUAAGGAAGGUUUGAAAUGUAUAGUGGAUGCCACUGGUAUUCAGGCGUGCGAGAAAGCACUAGAAGAUUCCAGCGAAGGAAGGGCGACACAAAAGGAAUCCAUUUCCGACAAACAACAAAAAAUGGAACCUCCUGGAGAAUCAGUCUCUACAUUCAACGAACAGGAAACAUCUCAGCUUGAAGACCGAAAGUUCCCAGCUGCUCCGCCGAAUUCGUUGGAAGACCAAUUGUCCGUGAACGUGCUCCCUGACGAAGCUGCUGCUGAAACAACUGUUUUGAUGGCCGACCUCUCCACUGAAAAAGAAUUUUCACCGCCACGGCUUUCAAAACUUUCGAAGCCGGCGAACAAAUUUGAUGCCGCCACAAUGGACCCGACUGCCGUUUCACUGGAAGAUGCCUUUGAUUCUUAUGCGUCGGUACGGAAACGAAAAUCGAAGAAAAGAGAAAUCCAGAUAAAGAUCUCAUCAAUGGCGACAGUGAAAGACGAAAGGAUGUCUUUUGGUGAAAUUGCCCCUGCUCGCAGGGGUUCUGCCCACCUUGUCUUUAGGACUGAGUUGCGCCCAGUAUGUGAGGUAGGAAGUGAGUUUUACGGAAUUUCUGGUCUUGCCGAUAAGUUUGAAGUAGAUAUGAAAGACUCGCUAUCAUUUUUUGAAGAGACGCAUGAGGAGCAAGAUGCGGCCUUCAAGGAGUUUCAGCUUAAACGUGGAUUGGAAGAGAUGCAACGAAAACUUCGCGAAGCCGAGAACGAGGACAAAAAAGGACAAAAGGAGAUAGCAGAGUUGAUUGGGGCCAUGGCAAAAGAUAAACAACUUUCGGCUGAACGCAGUUUUGAAAACUACAAGGCCAAAUACACUGACGAUGAGAGUCGAGACCUCCAGCGAUUGCAAGCCUACUACCAACAGAAAACGGCCUCCAGUCAAAAUAAAAUCAAUCAAGGUAUCAAAAUUCUUCAACGGCGUCAUCAGAGAAAUAUGCAACAAGCUAUUCAGCAGCAUCGGGAACAGGUCCAACAGCGCCACCUCCCGGAACAAAUGGCUUCUGCAGAAUGGCAAUCCACAUCUCAGCAGAUCCAAGCAAAGCAGCAAAGGGAAAUGCAAGACUUUAGUGCGAAAGGUGAAGAAAUUAAGGCCAAAACCGAUACAGAUUGCAGGCGAGAGCAGGAGAAGAUUCGCAAGCAGUAUGAACAAAAACGUCUGAAUAUCGAGAUCAACCGUAAAAAGCUAUUUUCGAAACUCUAUACUCAAUUCCAGCAGCUUCGGCAGCGCUAUCUCAAACGACACCUGCAAAUGGUGAUGCAGAGGAGAAAGAAUAUAGAAAAAGCUUAUGCUGUUGAGCACAAAACCAUUGAUACGGGAACGAAACCAUUGGGCAAUGAUAGCGCCUACACUCCAUUGGAGCUGGCAAAAAGCACGUUGCAAGAAAAACCUGAACAUCAACCACCGUCUCCGAUUAAAUUUUCUCACCGUUGGACUUCCCAUGAAAAGUGUCAUUCUGCUGGAGGUGGCGCACGGCACAAGCACAGAAAGGGAGUCAUGAGUCAGGCCAAUAGACAAAUAUCCAUCGAAAUACACAAUGAAGGGAUUUGGAUUUCCAGUCUCUCGAAGAGCUGUCAGCCAGAGGAAGGGGCAGAGAAUGCCAGCCAGGAUGAGCUACUUCCAUGGGGUACCAACGCCUAUAGUGUCCUCGAAUCCAUUAUAUGCGGCGAGGUUCCACAUUAUUUAGACACCUUUGAUUUUGGAGAAACAGCUACAGCUCAAGGCGGUCAACUUCGGUGCAUUCUCACAGAUCUUCGAACCAGCGAUGAGACAGCAUCAUCCCAGCGGUCCCUUGCUUUCAGGGAACAAGAGGACGCAAACUUGGCAAACCUUGAAAAGCAGGUUACCGAAUUGCUCGAAAAGACCUCCGAGGCAGAAAAGGCUGUGACACGAUGCAGCGAAGAAGAGAAACAAUGUCAUACUUCGUUACAAACUGCAUGUAAAGAAUUGGAGAAGGCCAAGAGGACGCAGGACGACUUCAGGUCAAAAUUUCGUAACUUUCUUGGCCCAGAUGGCAAUCCGAUUGCCACAGCCAAUCCAAAUGACAGACAAGAGCUCAUGAAGGCGAUGCUUCGAUAUAAAUCAAACCUUGAGAAUGCUAUGAAGAAUGAAAAGUCAGCCAAGCAGUCAUUGGAAGACACGCGGACCAGGCUCCAGAAGCUUCAACUGUUGAUGAAAGCUGGAUACAAAAAUUCAGGCAUCGCUACUAACGCAUUGAAGAAGAGGAAGACUGUUCUCGCUGCAGCGAGGGCGGGCCGAAGUAGUCGCUUCUCGAAGCAGUCAGAGGUCGCGGAUUCUGAGCGAGCAGCUGUUCGCGUAUCGGACAUUUUGUCUGCUCUAAAGAGGACUGCCGAAAAGAGACGCGAUCAAUCGAAUCAGAAAAAAAGCAGCAGCUUUAGUAGCGCCUGGAUUCAAUCUUUUCCUGGGCUACCUAGCUCAUUGAAAAAGAGUCUUUGGCACAAGAUGCAUCGCAGAAAGCAUCAAAUAGUGCUUCGUCCGACGCAGGAGUCAAUGAUUAACGACUUGCGUAAGUACGUGGAAACCAAAAUAGGUGGCGAGAAAGCGAAUCGAAGUCGAAUCGAACAGGAAGCUCUUGAGUCAAAGCUGUUGAACGCAGAGCAACUGUUCCUACUUGCGAUGCAUCCUGCGUCUGAUCUGGAAUUUCCUCGGGCGCCUUCAUCGAAAUCAAACGAGGAAUGGGCUGAGCCUGGCUGGCAAAUGGUUCUGACAGUGCCAUCCAAAAAGAAUAGCGGGAUUCUACCAUGCACACCUAGUUUUUCACUUCCGGAAAUUAAUACUUGCGAAAUGUUGUCGGCAACUGGUCGCCAGGCUUCGUCGCUUUUUAGAACUUCACAGCUCAAAGGGUUGGUAGCACCAAUGUCUGCAUUCGCGGUCGCUUCAAGUCCAGCUGAAACGACCGCCUCCUUGGCAAACCCAGUUAUAUGGUCAUCGGGGGAUCCCUUCUUUGCUACAGAUGAGGAUACGGCCCUUGGUUACGCAUUCCAUGCAAAACAAGCACCAACGAAGCCCCCCCUUCAAAGCAAAAAACCAUCCACCGCAAAAGAUCCAUCAAAAUUCGAUACGAUGAAAGCUUUGUACUCGGCAUCACAGAAGAGCAAAACAAGCGGACUUAAAACUGUAAAUCCAAUUACCGGUACAAAACGGAGCUCGGUUGAUAGUGCAAAGCUUGAUAAGUUUCUGCCAGUGACCACAAAGACAAGCUCAGAAGCUACACCACACAAAAGAAAGACGAGCGAUGUAUCUCAAAGUCAAAGUCGAAAAUUAGGACGGAAAUUAGAUCUGAUCUCGGAAGGACAGACUGCUGUUGCAGCAGGGAACACAGCAACACAGUACAACCAGUACAUGAAACAGCAAAUACAGCAACCGCAGCACUCCCAGCCACCAAUUCAACAGCAGCAGUAUUCUGAUCCAGCAUCCCAGGCUAUAAAAAGACAGCAAAGUUUGACCAAGCCACACCAAAGUCAACCAUCACAACAAGUACAGACUCAACAGCACCACCACCAACAACAAAUUCGGCACCCUGCACAGCAGCAGCAGCUCCAGGGUACACCGCAAGCAAAUCAAUAUUCAUCUCCACAACAACGUCAGCUUGCACAGCUUCAGAUGAUGCAACAACAGCAGCAUCAUCAACAACAACAACAAUCAACACCACAGCAACAUCACCAACAACCAACUCAGCAUCCUCAUCAGGCGCAGUCACCGCUUCAUCAAAUCACCCAACAGCCAUCUGUGAAAGCAAGUUUUAGUGCUUCUCAAGCAAUGCAGCCCAUGCAACAGUUCUACGCUCCGCUGACCCGUCCUACUGCUCCAAGUGGACAACAUCCACAGGUGAAUCAACUCGACAGGGUAUUUCACCCUACCCUUACUUUAAUUUCAAAUGUACUGUCGCCGCCAACUCGUUGGCAUUUGCGCUUCGGUGAAAUUGAUAUGGGAAGCUCAUCGCAACCAAGCUUUCUGUCAACACGAGAACAGAAUAUACUACACAAGCCUUAUCGAAUACCCAAGAGCGCAGUCUCUUUAUUUCACACGCUGCCAAUGACAGCUCUCAGCAAAUCAUCGUCUUUUCGAAGCGUCGCGCCCUGCCGCGUCUGCUUGUUUGGUGAGCAUCAGGAUUACCUCAAUCUUCCUGUGAUUGCUUUCGCGGGCCCAAUUCACUGCUGCAUCCAUGUUUCACCCUUGGUCGAUAGAGAAGAUCACGGAGAUACCACGUUGAAACUCCAUGUACCUUCUCUUAAUAAAACAGCAAUCUAUAAUCUGCGGAGUCUUCCCCCUCGGCAAGGUCCUGACACCUCGAAUCCCGACUUUGCUUUGGCAGCGAUACAUGAAGCUAUCGACGAUGGCUGGAUACUAAGUUCAGCCGAAGCGAUAUCAACGACCGAUAUUCCGAUGCAAGCCGGCUGUAGUAGCUCAACCGCCUUUGUCGUUGCAUGGGUCCAGGUACUUGCAACCCUUGCGGGUGAAGUUUUGACACCAGUAGAAGUUGCCCAGCGAGCACACCAAGCUGAGGUGACACAUUUUGGAGCGCCGGGAGGGACCAUGGAUCAUGUCACCAUAAGUUUAGGUGGCCUUCUCCGGAUCGGUCCAGCUCCGUGGGACUACGAGAUCAUUCCCAAUCCUGAAAACGGCGUUUGGAUCUUGUCGUACUCAGGAGAACCAAAGGAGACUUUAAAACAUCUGAAGCGUUGCAAAUCGGAGCGUCUAGCCGUGUUCGAAAAGCUACGUCACGAUUGGGAUAGUAGCGCAGUACAAGAUCUUGACAACAAUGAGCUAACACUUCUGCAAGCCACUCGUACAAACCGAAAUACAGAGAGAGAAGCCUUUCAACUCUGGAGAUCUACAGCAGCUAGCGGAACAAACGGAAAGGCCCUUGGCUUUCUCAUGUCCACACACCACGGAGCUUUGCGCGAUGGUCUUGGUCUAAGUACCGUUUCUUUAGAGACUAUGAAUAGGGCUGCUUUGGAUGCGGGUGCGUGGGGUUUCAAGUUGUCGGGGUCAGGGGGUGGAGGUUGUGGGGUGGCUUGGGCGUCUGUUGACAAGGCUCAUAAUGUACGACGUGCUUUGGAACUAUGCGGAGCUGGACCUACAUGGAUAAUACAUGAGCCAUCAAAAGGAGCUUCAGUUGAAUUUGAUAUGGAUAAAAAAAAAGCAUCAUGA